UUUCAGCACUGCUUGACAGGCACUUCUUCACUGCAACGAAGAGUUCUAUUGUCCCGGGAAGAGCCAAAAGUUCAUUUUCCUCUUUCAUUAAAUGAAAGUGAUAGAUUUCAUUCAAGUUUUCAAGUCUAAGAAAUAAAGAUAAAAAUGACGGAUAAAGAAGGGACGGGUGAUGGAGAACAAGAUGACAUCUCGUUUUUGCGGACGGGCGAUAUCGUUGCAAUGACAUGUAUGGCAUCAGCUAACCGUGAAGGUGUCCUUGGUUCUGAACGAGUUUGUCUCUGCACUGAAGGCUUCGGUAAUCGCAUGUGUUCACUGGAAAACGUUUCAGAUCGGGAUCUUCCACCAGAUAUAUCUAUGUGCAUGUUAUAUAUAGAUAAUGCGUUAUCAGUACGAGCACUUCAGGAAAUGAUGAGCAAUGACAAAGAACUGAGAGGAGCAGGUAGUGGCGGGGGUCAUAAAACUCUAUUGUACGGCCAUGCAGUGCAACUCAAACAUGUACAAAGUGAAAUGUAUUUGGCUUGCCUGUCAUCAUGUUCAUCGAACGACAAGUUAGCAUUUGACGUUGGCGUGCAAGAAAAUAACGAAGGUGAAGCGUGCUGGUGGACGAUUCAUCCCGCUUCUAAACAACGAUCGGAAGGGGAAAAAGUUCGCGUGGGUGAUGAUGUCAUUUUAGUUUCUGUUGCAACUGAACGAUAUUUGCACAUGACACACAGCAAAGGGUUCAUGGUAAUUGCAUCAUUUCAUCAAACACUUUGGAAUAUCACUUCUGUAAGUUCGGGAAGUGUACGGAUACGGAAUAUGGGAGCACUUUUUGGCAAUGAUGUCUUACGAUUUUUCCACGGUAACGAUGAAGUAUUGACGAUACCUGAAAAUUGGAGUGAACAUCCACAGCAUAAUAUGGCAAUUUACGAAGGCGGAGCUGCAGUCGCACAGGCCAGAUCACUUUGGCGCAUUGAAUUAAUUCGAAUCAAAUGGCAUGGAGCAUUGGUUGGUUGGGAACAACCAUUCCGGAUAAGACAUAUCACAUCCGGAAGGUACUUGGGUGUCAUGGAAAAUGUAAUUCAGUUGUACGACAAAGAUAAAGCUGAAUUUGAUACUACCGCUUUCGUUAUGUAUCAAACUAAAGAUUUAAAGAAACAACUGCUGGAAGAAAAAGAAGAGGGAAUGGGUGUUGCAACAAUUCGUUACGGUGAAACAAAUGCUUUUAUUCAGCACAUCAAAACGGAAUUAUGGCUUUCUUAUCAGACAUCGGAAAUAACGAAAAAAGGUCUUGGCAAAGUAGAAGAAAAGAAAGCCGUAGCACUGAAGGACGGUCACAUGGACGACUGCUUCACAUUUUUCAUGGCGCUUGAAGAAGAAUCCAAAUCGGCUCGUGUCAUUCGAAAAUGUUCAUCCGUGCUCAAUCGAUUCUUGAAGGGUAUUGAAGCAUUACAGCGAGAAGGCAAGCAAGCGCAGGAUUGGAGUCGUGUUGAUCUAAGUGAGGUGCUAAAACUCAUGGAGGAUCUGAUCGAUUACUUCUCACAGCCUAAUGAAGACGAUUUUGAAGCUAGUCAAAAUCGUUUACGUGCGCUGAGAAGUCGUCAAGAUCUGUUUCAAGAAGAGGGUGUGUUAAACAUGAUUCUGGAUACUAUCGAUAAAUUCUCACAAAUGGAAGCAGUAUCUGAUUUUGCUGGACUUCUUAGCGAGGAUACACAGUUAAUGUGGGAAGAAAUCUCCACUUACUUGUACCUUCUUGUUGCUGCAAUGAUCAAAGGGAAUCAUUACAACUGCGCACAAUUUGCAUCAGCUCAACGACUCCAGUGGUUAUUUGGACGAUUAUCAAAUCCGCAAUCCGCAGAAGGUAUACUAGAUGUAUUAUACUGUGUGUUGACUGAAUCACCAGAAGCGCUGAAUAUGAUCAAUGAAAACCAUAUCAAAUCGGUGAUAUCGCUUUUGGAGAAGGUCGGAAGAGAUCCUAAGGUACUUGAUGUCCUAUCAUCACUUUGCGAAGGCAAUGGGAUGGCAGUUCGAAGCAGUCAGAAUACAAUUACUCAACAUUUAUUGCCUGGAAAAGAUCUAUUAUUGCAAACGAAAAUGAGGGAUCACGUGAGCAGUAUGACGCCGAAUAUCUUAGUCGGCGUCGUUGAAGGGAGCUCACAAUUUCGGCGAUGGUAUUAUGAAGCAGAAGUUGAGCACAUUGAACAAAUGACCAAGACGGAACCAUAUCUUCGGAUCGGAUGGGCAAAUAGCAUGGGCUAUAAACCGUUUCCCGGCUCUGGUGAUGGAUGGGGCUGUAUUGGUAUCGGUGAUGAUUAUUAUUCAUAUGGAUUCGAUGGUCGAUGUAUUUAUUGCGCAACUAAGAAACACGUUAUUUGGACUCGAACAUUACAAAAAGGUGAUAUCGUUGGUUGCUUAUUAGAUCUGAAUAUUCCGGAAAUAAGUUUCACUGUUAAUGGACAAUCAACUACAGGGCUAUUCAAAAACUUCAAUAUCGACGGGUUUUUCUUCCCCGUCAUGUCACUUUCUGCGAAAGUCAGUUGUCGCUUUAUGUUCGGUGGUACAGAAGGGCGUCUGCGCUUUGGACCGCCUCCUGGAUUCAGUGCCCUAAUUGAGGCAGCAGCAAAUAAGUUGGAAAUUGGCGAAUGCGUUUCGUUCGGUGAUAUUGCAAAGAACAUAUAUACAGGCCCCAGCAUCUUACGUCAAAACACGGAACCAUUCGUACCGAAACUGGUCGACAUCUCUACCGUAGUACUACCUCACUUCGCAAUGGAAAUACAUGAAAAAGUAGCGGAAAAUUUGCAUGAAUUAUGGGCAAUGAGGAAAAUUGAACUUGGCUGGAGUUAUGGAGAGGUAAGGGACGAGAAAACUCGACGUCAUCCAUGCCUGACAUCAUUCCAACAACUACCGCCGAACGAGAAAGCUUAUAAUAUCAAUCUUGCCAUUGACACCAUGAAAACAAUCGAGGCUUUACGAUAUCAUAUGGUCUUAGAUGAACCCCCAGUUCGCUUACGAGCUGUGCGUCUCUCUCAGAACUAUCAACAAAGCAAUGGAUUCAAACCGCAGCCUUUGGAUUCUCAUGAAAUUGUUCUUGAUGAUAAUAUAUUCCCGUUGAUUGAUGCAUUGGCCAAAAAUACCCAUAAUGUUUGGGCGAGAGAGAAAAUUCGGCGUGGUUGGACUUUUGGGCUUAAUGAGUUUGUGAAUAUGAGCCAGAAACGAAGUCCGCAUUUGGUACCAUAUGAGGUGGUUGACCAGCGGAUUAAAGAAGCCAAUAGGGAGUCAGCUACGGAAUUUAUCAAGACUCUGCAGCUGUUCGGAAUCUUCUUGGAAUCACCUGUUUUAGAACACGAUGAAGGUGCGGAAAAGGAAUGGAAAGCAACAAAGGCAUUCUCGCGUACCUAUCGUGCUGAAGCAUUAUAUGCAGUUUCUAGUGGUAAAUGGUACUUUGAGUUUGAAGUGCUCACAUCAGGAUUUAUGAAAGUCGGUUGGAUGGAUGUGAGUGCACAAUCAACGGCUGAUAUCGGAAUGGAUGAUCGAUCAUAUGGAUUUGACGGAUAUUUGGCGCGUAAAUGGCAUCAAGGAGCUGGUACCUAUGGAAGAGAAUGGAAAAUUGGCGAUAUCGUAGGAGCAUUUCUUGAUCUUAGCGAUCGUACCAUAUCAUUUUCGUUGAAUGGCGAACUGCUGUUGGACCCUUCCGGAUCAGAAAUGGCCUUCGACAAUGUUCUCGUAACAGAUGGCUUCGUGCCAGCAAUGACAUUUAGUGCGGGACAGAAAGCGAAACUGAAUUUUGGCCAAGACUCAAAUAGCUUGAAAUAUUUCACCACAUGCGGUUUACAAGAAGGAUAUGAACCAUUUUGUGUUAAUAUGUAUCGCCAAAUGCCAAUGUGGUACGCCAAAAGGUUACCUCAGUUUGAAGAUAUCGGAUUGAAUUCAACAAUAGAAGUUUCACGAAUACCAGCAACCGGAAACAGUCCUCCAUGUUUGAAGAUUACUCAAAAAGAGGUUUCAUCGGAUUUUGAAAUCUUUUAUUCCUAUAAUAUUAUUUUAUCACAAUAA
Molecule: messenger RNA, 4032 nt
Organism: Loa loa (African eye worm)
Lineage: Eukaryota; Metazoa; Nematoda; Chromadorea; Rhabditida; Onchocercidae
Exons: 30
Coding region: 145-4032 (1295 amino acids)
Biological process (GO): calcium ion transmembrane transport
Cellular component (GO): Z disc; sarcoplasmic reticulum membrane; calcium channel complex
Molecular function (GO): protein binding; ryanodine-sensitive calcium-release channel activity
Source: RefSeq, a predicted model, not a curated record